Closterium sp. NIES-65 is the source of this 1374-nucleotide messenger RNA. The record is from the annotation of a GenBank genome assembly. NCBI's taxonomy places the organism in Eukaryota, Viridiplantae, Streptophyta, Zygnematophyceae, Desmidiales, Closteriaceae.
AUGAGGUCUUGUCGCCGUAGCAGAAGGCGCAAUCGCUCACAUUCCUUCCUUCCCCCUCCAUGCCCCCACACCUCCCCUCCGUGCUCGCAUUCCUGCCCUCCGUGCUCACAUUCCUCCCUUCCCCCUCCGUGUUCGCAAUUCCUACCCUCCGCGCUCACAUUCCUCUCCUCCAAGCUCACAUUCCCUCCUUCCCCCUCCACGCACCCAUUCCUCCCCUCCGUGCUCACAUUCCUCCCCUCCACGCUCACAUUCCUCCCCUCCGCGCUCACAUUCCUCCCCUCCGCACUCACAUUCCUCCCCUCCGCGCUCACAUUCCUCCCUUCCGCGCUCACAUUCCUCCUCUCCCCCUCCGCGCUCGCAUUCCUCCCCUUCCCCUCCACAGUCGCAUUCCUCCCCACCACACUCACAUUCCUCCCUUCUGUGCUCACAUUCCUCCUCUACCCCUCCACACUCGCAUUCCUCCCCUCCACACUCACAUUCCUCUCCUCCGCGCUCACAUUCCCUCCUUCUCCCUCCACGCACCCAUUCCUCCCCUCCGCGCUCACAUUCUUCCCCUCUACGCUCACAUUCCUCCCCUCUGCGCUCACAUUCCUCCCCUCCGCGCUCCCAUUCCUCCCCUCUGCGCUCACAUUCCUUCCCUCCGGACUCACAUUCCUCCCCUUCGUGCUCACAUUCCUCCCUUCCGCACUCACAUUCCUCUUCUCCCCCUCCGCGCUCGCAUUCCUCCCCUCCACACUCACAUUCCUCCCCUCCGUGCUCACAUUCCUCCCCUCCGCAAUCACAUUCCUCCCCUCCGCGCUCACAUUCCUCCCCUCCACACUCACAUUCCUCCCCUCCGUGCUCACAUUCCUCCCCUCCGCAAUCACAUUCCUCCCCUCCCCCUCCUCACUCGCAUUCCUCCCCUCCAUGCUCGCAUUCCUCCCCUCCGUGCUCACAUUCCUCCUCUCCCCCUCCGCGCUCACAUUCUUCCACUCCCCCUCUGCGCUCACAUUCCUCCUCUCCCCCUCCGCACUCAAAUUCCUCCCCUCCGCGCUCACAUUCCUCCCCUCCACGCUCACAUUCCUCCCCUCCGCGCUCACCUUCCUCCCCUUACUGGUGUUCCCUCCCCUCAUCUCUCAUCUGCUCCACCAGUCUCCCCUUUGCUCUCCUCUUAUCAAACCCAUUUCUCUUAGAGGAGGAAAUUAUGACGCAAGUGCUAUUGACAUGCUCUAUGUGCUCGCAUCGGAGGCUGGAGAAGCUGUGGCGAAAAUGUUUGCUGCUGCGGAACAAGCAGGUGGGUGGGUCGUUGGUCUCCCACUUCGUGUGAGGGGGCUUAGGAAGUGUAUAGACCAGAUUGAGAUGGAUGCUAGCAAGAAAUGUGAGUGUAUAAACUAG